GAGACACAAACCUACAAAGUAAAACAGGAAACUCACAGACUGUUUUACACAACCAACAGGGGACACGAAAAGGAGAGGCACAGCUGCCCCUCGAGGACCACUCAGGAGGUACGAGCAGCGGUGGGAGAAGCCACAGUAACGGCGAUCCAACCAACAUGGCCCCCUCGGCUCGGCCAAACGGCCUCGGACUUGAUGUGAAAGAUGAAGAUGAGUCCUACUGCGGGAAACAGAAAGCGGAUAGAAAGACGAGGAAACCUCUGGUGGAGAAGAAGAGGCGAGCUCGCAUCAACGAGAGUUUGCAGGAGCUGCGGACUUUGCUGGCAGACACAGACUUUCAUUCCAAGAUGGAGAACGCAGAGGUGCUGGAGCUGACCGUGAAAAAGGUGGAGGAUAUACUGAAGAACCGGAAGCAAGAGGCAGAGACACUAAACCGAGAAGCCAACGAGCGGUUUGCAGCUGGUUACAUCCAGUGCAUGCACGAGGUCCACAUGUUUGUGUCCAGCUGUCCUGGGAUAGAUGCGACGGUGGCGGCUGAGCUCCUCAACCAUCUCCUGGAGUGCAUGCCCCUCAAUGAGGACCACCUCCAGGACAUGCUGACGGAUCUAAUCACGGACACUUCUGAGGGCAACAGCAGCAGCAGCAGCAGCACUUGGCACGGAGGCAGCGAGGCGCUCUGCGCUUCUCUCGCUUCUCCUGGUGAACGAAGUUUCUCCUGUGGGUCAUCUUCUGCCCUCUCCCCGGCCCCUUCCUCCAUGUCCAGUGAAGACUUGUGCUCUGACUUGGAUGAGACUGACAGUGAUCACAACCAGAGCUCUACAGAGGGCAUGGAGAACAGGGAGCCUCCCAGCAUGCCCACCAUGACCUACCCCCGGUCUAUGUGGAGACCUUGGUAGAGUAGUGGUGGUAGUUUGGAUGGAACACAGUUGGGAUGUGUUGAAAAGGGGAUUAUGGGCUUUCAUUUUUAUGGUGUGACACAGCACGUCCCACUGAAAGAGAAAAUUCCACCCUACAAUACAAGAGGAUUUUGUGGCUGUACCAGUUUUGGCCUCCUGUAAGACCAGCUAAGAAGGCUGACUACAUGCAUGGAUUUUUUUCUUAGGCCUCCUGAACUCAUGGCACUGAUGUCCAAUAAUUAAAGUGUGUUCUAUAAGAGACCAACUGAGGCAUCAACAAAAGCCUCAGCUGUUCACUCUGCAGUGAUUCUGAAUACCGGCGUACAGAUGGAUUUUCUUCACAGUCACAGAUGAAUACAAGUUUACAGAGAUUUCCCCCAAUUCUUGGAAAUGUUUGGAAUCAGAAAAUGUAAGAGAACAUUUCAUCAGAAGUCAUUCCUGGAGUACUUUGGACAUUUAUAUAUAUUUAAAAUUAAAAGUGGAUUCUCCUUUAUGCCAUCAGAGGGAUCUGCUACUCUCGGGUCCCUUUCAGCUGGAGGAUCAGAAAAAUAGCCCUCCUUUUCUUUUCAGUAGUAACACCCUGGCUUUGAGUCCUCUUGUGACUUCUCUUUACACCUGGAGAAACAAAAAGCAAUCCCUCUCAACACACUCACCGCCCGACAAAGCACAGAAAAGGCAACAGUGCAGGACUCUCCCUCUUGUUUGGUCUAUACUUCAGUGUAAA
Messenger RNA from Oreochromis niloticus (Nile tilapia), 1617 nucleotides. RefSeq names its product hairy-related 13 (gene her13). Lineage: Eukaryota; Metazoa; Chordata; Actinopteri; Cichliformes; Cichlidae. Gene Ontology annotation, biological process: regulation of DNA-templated transcription. Bases 156 to 893 code for a protein of 245 amino acids. Gene Ontology annotation, molecular function: DNA binding; protein dimerization activity. The transcript is spliced from 5 exons. The record is from RefSeq and is a predicted model, not a curated record.